Messenger RNA from Ichthyophthirius multifiliis, 2852 nucleotides. Its product is annotated as niemann pick type c1, putative. Gene Ontology annotation, cellular component: membrane. Lineage: Eukaryota; Ciliophora; Oligohymenophorea; Hymenostomatida. The record is from RefSeq and is a predicted model, not a curated record. The transcript is spliced from 8 exons.
AAAUGGGUUUUGGUAAUUAAUUUGGUAAAUUAGCUGUAAUAAGUAUAAAUAAUAAAUUCAUAGUAAUCUUAUUUAGUAUAGUAAUAACCGCAGUAUUUUCUCUAGGUAUAUUAAAUUUAAAAAUGGAAAGUGAUCCUUAAAAAUUAUGGGCACCUCCAUCUGGUCGUACAUAUGAAGAACAGAGAAAUUUUAACAAAAAUUUCGGCGAAUUUUUUAGAGUGAACUAACUAAUAAUUUCUGCUGGAGAAAAUUUCAAAAAUUCAACAAAUAAUGAAUCUAAAUCUAAACUAAAAUCAAUCAAAACAUGCACUAAUUCAAAAAAUAGGAAUUUAAAUGAUAUUCUAAAAUAAUAAAAAGAUUAAGAAUAGUAAGAUUUACCGAAUCUAUUCGAUAUAGAACCUUUAAAAUGGUUAUACUAUCUAUAAAAAGUCAUAAAUACUCGUUCCUUUUAAAGAAAUGGAUAAAAUGUUACAGCUGAUUAACUUUGUUAUAAACCGAUUUCUAAUAAAGGUUGCUUAAUUACUUCACCUAUGGAUUAUUGGAAAAUGAAUAUAACAUUAUUAAAUGAAAGAGCAAAUUAAGACUAUAUACCUCCAAAAGAUAGAAUAGAUCCAAGAAAAGCACUAUAAAAAGAUGCUUUAUGUAUAGAAGCUAAUACAAAAACUACACUAAUUCCAUGUACAGAUUCUAAUAGCAUUCCAGUUAUAAAGGAAGCUGUUGUUGGUGGAUCUUAUUGUGAAUCUUAUGAGCAUGAUGAUUUGCCUUGUUCUCAUUGUUGGUUGUAAGCUUAGGCUUUAAUUGUUACCUAUUUAUUUAAUAAUGAUAAGUUUACUUAGGAUAUAGCUAAUGAUUGGGAAAAGUAAGUUUUUGCAGAUACAGUUUUUGCUUUUAGAAAUAAAACUUUAGAUUUUUCAAAAUAUUUAAAUGAAACCAUUGAAAUAGAUUACAAAAAUGUUGAUAAUUGGCCUGAUUUAGAUGUUUAAUUUAUGGCAUAAAGAGGAAUUUCGGAUGAUUUGGUAACUGAAGCAAGCCAAAAUUUAUGGGUAGUAGCACUUUCAUAUAGUUUGAUGUUUGUUUACAUUUCUAUUUCCAUAGGUUCUUUUCCUUCUAAAACACACUCAGGAUUUCUAAUAGGAUUUUCUGGUAUUGUUUUAGUAUUAUUUUCAAUUGCUUGUUCUAUGGGAUUCAUGUCUUUUAUAAAAAUCGGGAUGACUAUGAUAUCUGUUGAAGUUAUUCCUUUUUUAAUUUUAGCUAUUGGUGUUGAUAAUAUGUUCAUUAUUAGCAAUGCCGUUAAAAGUGCAGAAGGAGAAAGUUUAGAAGAAAGGGUUAGGUCAGGAAUGACUGAAGUUGGGCCUUCUAUUACUGCAGCUGCUAUUUCUGAAAUAUUAGCUUUUACUGUUGGUAUGUUUACUAAAAUUCCAGCUUUAUAAACUUUUUGCAUAUAGGCUGCUAUUGCCAUUUUUUUCCUAUAUUAGCUUGGGAUGAAUAGUGAACCUGAAAGACCAAGAGAAGAUUUUGUAAAAUAAAUGAUUUCUAAAUAUUAUAUUCCGGUUCUUAAAAAUUAGAUGUUUCAUGUAUUUAAUCUUUUACUGUUUAUUGUAUUGAUUGUAAUAGGAAUUUUAGGAUGCCUUUAAUUAGAUACUGGACUUAAUUAAUAAGUUUCUCUUGUAAGUGGAUCCGAUUUAAACAAUUAUUUUGAUAAAUAUAAUUAAUAUAUAGAAAUUGGACCAUUAGCAUAUUUAGUUCUUUAAAAUAUAGAUUAUAAAAAUUAAAAUGAUAUAGAUGUUAUUAAUUAAAUUUCAAACGCAUUAUCUUUGUUAUAAGAAACUGUAUAACCUCCUGUUUUUUCAUGGAUCGCUACUUUUAAUUAAUUUAGAAAUCCUAAAUAGAUGUGGGCAACAGAUUGUGGUACUGGAGAUAUUGAUUAAUAUCCUUUCGAAGUUUAAGUAUAAAAGUUUAUAGACGUGAAAGUUAAUUCUGUUUGUUGUUAAAAAUAUGGAAUUUGUGGUGAAUAGUUUAAUAAAGAUAUUAUUUUUGACGCAGAUGGUAAUAUAAAGGCAUCUCGUUUAAGAUUUUAACACAAACCUGUUAUUACUAGUAAUGAUUUUAUAAAAGCGUUUUAAUAAACAAGACAAGCCGUUGAUAAUUCAAACAAUUUUUAACCUUCGAAUUCAAAUAAAAAUGCAUAUUCUUAUUCUUUGAUAUACUCUUAUUAUGAUUAAUAUACAGAAAUCAGAGCUGUUGCCAUUUAAAAUAUGCUAUUAGCAAUAGGAGCUGUAUAUAUAGCUAUAAACUUUAUUAAAAAUGGUAUUGCAGCAAUAAUUGUUUCUUUAAAUGUUUUUGCUAUAACAUUUAAUCUAAUAGGAAUAUCAUGGUUAUCAAAUAUUAUACUUAAUGGAUAUAAAAUUGAAAUAAAUGCUAUUAGUGUAGUUAAUUUAGUUACUUGUGUAGGUCUAAGUGUUGAGUUUUGUGUACAUUUAGUUAUUUCUUAUAUGAAUAGUUAAGGUACUAGAUAAGAAAAAACUGAAAAUGCAGUCAAAUUAAUGGGAUCGAAUAUUCUUGUGGGAAUCGCAAGUACUAAAUUUAUUGGGGUUAUUGUACUUGGAUUCGCUACUAGUGCAAUGUUUAGACUUUAUUAUUUUAGAAUGUAUAUGGCAAUUAUCUUUUUAGGUAUUUUCUAAGGAUUAAUGUUCUUACCGACUAUUUUAAUGUAUAUAGGACCUUAAACUAAAGGUAGAGAUAGGAAAUCGUUUUUACAUACAAGUUAAUUGGAUGAUUCGGAUGAUAAUCUGGAAAUUAAAUAAAAAGAAAUUUGAUUUUUUUUAUUUUUUAUUUUUGGUUUAAGUUUUUUU